AUGGAGUCGAUGAAAAUAUCUCAAAUAAUUUCUGAAGAAGAUAUGCAAGAAAUGAAAGAUGCUUUAAACGACGUUGAUAUUUCAGAAGCCGCUGAACAGAUAAAGGAAGCUCUGGAGAAAGCAGAUAAUGUCCCACUGAAUAUUGCUAUAACUGGACAAUCCGGAUCUGGAAAGUCCACAUUUAUCAAUGCCAUACGUGGUCUUGGUGAUGAAGAUGAAGGUGCUGCAGAAACCGGAGUGACAGAGACCACAAUGAAGCCAACUCCUUAUCCUCACCCACAGCAUAAGAAUGUCAUUUAUUGGGAUCUCCCGGGAAUUGGGACUCCUGAUUUCAAGGCAAAUGAAUAUCUGGAGAAAGUUGAAUUUGGAAAAUAUGAUUCCUUUAUUCUUAUUGGCAAUGAACGAUUUACAGAAAAUGACGUUCUUCUGGCAGAAGCCAUUCAUUCAAAGGAAAAACUUUAUUAUUAUGUUCGAUCAAAAAUUGAUAGAGAUUUGAAUGAAUCUAAAGUGAGAAGACCAAAAUCAUACAAUGAAGAGAACAUAAUGAAAAAACUUCGGGAACACUGCAAUAAUAGCCUGAGAGGAAAAGGAGUUCUAGAAAAGUACAUAUUCCUUAUAUCUUCCUUUAACCCUCGCCUGUAUGACUUUCCUCAGCUCCAAGGGGCUCUAGAAAAUGAUCUUCCAGAUAUCAAGAGAGACAUGUUUAGACGCUGCCUGCCCAAUAUGUCCUUCCAGGUGCUGGAAAAUAAAAGGAAUGUUCUGAAGAAAUUGAUAUGGCGGCUUUCACUGGUUCAAGCUGUACUUGCUGUUGUUCAGAUCCCACAAUAUCCAUAUGUUAGUGAUACCUCUAUCCUGGAAUUAGCUUUAAAAGUAUUUCUGACAGAUUUUGGUCUUACCGAGAGUGGGGUACAAAUAAUGGCCAAUACCUUUAAUAAAGACGUUAAAGAUUUGAAAUCUGUAAUUAAAUCCCCGCUUUUCAAUAAAACAAUAGAUACAGGGUUCGUCAUUAAUCUUCUAGAGGAAAACGGAAUGAAAGCAAAGAUGACAGCUCAGUAUAUUCUCAGUUGGGUUCCAAUAAUUGGCAUUCUGCCAUCAGGUGGCCUCUCAUUUAGCAUCACAUACUCCAUGCUGAAUAAAUGUCUGGACGAGAUUGCAGAAGAUGCAGUCAACGUUCUUACCAAAGCUUUAGAAGAUUUUGUUUAA
Messenger RNA from Pseudophryne corroboree (corroboree frog), 1203 nucleotides. RefSeq names its product interferon-inducible GTPase 5-like. The record is from RefSeq and is a predicted model, not a curated record. Gene Ontology annotation, molecular function: GTPase activity; GTP binding. Gene Ontology annotation, cellular component: membrane. The transcript has a single exon. Lineage: Eukaryota; Metazoa; Chordata; Amphibia; Anura; Myobatrachidae. The coding region runs from base 1 to 1203 and encodes 400 amino acids.